Sceloporus undulatus (fence lizard) is the source of this 1972-nucleotide messenger RNA. It is a transcript of the gene ZNF513, whose product is annotated as zinc finger protein 513. The coding region runs from base 121 to 1707 and encodes 528 amino acids. The transcript has 5 exons. Lineage: Eukaryota; Metazoa; Chordata; Lepidosauria; Squamata; Phrynosomatidae. The record is from RefSeq and is a predicted model, not a curated record.
GGGCGGGUCCGAGUGGCGCUGAGGGUCCGGCGGAGGGGGAGGCGGCCGGGGCUGGACCCGCCCCCCGCCGCCCCCUCGGCCUCCGCCUCCGCUCCGCUGCCGCCGCCUCUUCCGCGCAAGAUGCCCCGCCGGAAGCAGAGGCACCCGCAACCCGUCAAAGUGGAGGCUCCCGUGGCGGGGAGCGUGGCAGAGGCCCCGGCGGAGGCAGCGGAGCAGGAAGAGAGCCCGGAGCCGCGGGGCUGCUUCCCCCCGAAGGCCGACUCAGAGCCGGAGGAGGAAGAGGAAGAGGAAGAAGGCGGCGAGGGGGGCGCUGCCCGGAUCCUGGCCUUCGAGAAGGACGUGGAAGGCUGCCUCCGUGGGACCCCCCGGCUGCCCUAUGGACUCAGUGGAGAUGAGGAAGAGGCGGCGGCAGCGGAGGAGGAAGCCUUCCCGGCGCUCUGUCAGCCGCAGGAGGCAGGAGGGCCGGGAGCAGGACCAGGAGUGGCCAUUCUGGGCGGCCAGGGGUCCGGCCAGCCUUGCCAGCACUGUGGCCUGGAGGGUCCCGGCCCCCCUGGCCUCUGCUGCCCCCCGGAGCUGGGGGGAGAGGGGGAGGAAGGGGCCCUCCUGCGCGGGGGCCGGGUGGUCUUCUCCUGCCAACUGUGCCCCUUCGCCUCCCACUACUCCAGCCACCUGAAGCGGCACAUGAAGACCCACAACGGGGAGAAGCCCUACCGCUGCCCACACUGCCCCUACGCCUCGGCCCAGCUGGUUAACCUGACGCGGCACUUGCGCACCCACACCGGGGAGAAGCCCUACCGCUGUCCCUCCUGUCCCUUCGCCUGCAGCAGCCUGGGCAACCUCAAGAGGCACCAGCGGGUCCAUGGCCAGGAGCGGCCCCUGCGCUGCGCCACCUGCAACUGCCACUGCCUCCGGGCCGGACCCCUUCCAAUCCCUGGCACUGUGGGGGUUGCGCAGGGGCAGAUGGCAGAGUCUGAGGCGCAGGGGCCGCCCCUGGCGGAGCAGGAUACAGAAGUGGCGCCACCUCUGCUUCCUCCGCACCCGCCUCCACCGCUGCUGCCUGGCUCUCCGUUCCUGCGGCCCGAAGACACUGUUGCAGCCGCCGCCGCCUCCGUGCUGCCAGAACUGCUCUUCCCAUUCACCUGCCGCGCCUGCGGGCUGGCGCUGGAGGCGGAUGAGGGCCUGGUGGAGCCCGUGUGUAGACGCUGCAGCUUGUCAGUGCUGGGGGCCUCCCCUGCCUCCCCCAAGGGCUUUGGGUGCCAGCUGUGCCCCUUUGUCACCACUUAUCCCAACCAUCUGGCGCGCCACAUGAAGACGCACAGCGGGGAGAAGCCUUUCGCCUGCGCCCUCUGCCCUUACGCCUCGGCACACUUGGACAACCUCAAACGCCAUCAGCGGGUGCACACCGGUGAAAAGCCCUACAAGUGCCCGCUGUGCCCUUAUGCCUGCGGCAACCUGGCCAACCUGAAGCGCCACGGCCGCAUCCAUUCGGGGGACAAGCCCUUCCGGUGCCGCCUCUGCUCCUACUCCUGCAACCAGAGCAUGAACCUUAAGCGCCACAUGUUACGACACACUGGUGAGAAGCCCUUCCAGUGCCGCAUCUGCCCUUACACCACCGGCCACUGGGACAACUACAAGCGCCAUCAGAAGGUGCACGGUCAAGGGGGGCUGGCAGUGGCUGAGCCUGGGCCGGAGCGCAGCCGGCCCUAGCCGGGGCAGAGACACCCCAGGACAUCUAUGGCCUUUGAACUCUGGCGGGAGGAAGGAGAGUGAGACUGGACUUUGGAAGCAGCUGCGGUGGGGGGAGAAGAGAAGGUGCUGCUGUCGAGGAUUGGGUCCCUUUGCAAACCACGUGGUUUCCCUGCCUGCCGUGGGGGCGCUGGGUGCUCCCCCUGGCCAUCUUUAACUGUGGUUGCUGCUUCAGUCUGUGUAAUUUAUAUGGUGUAUUCAUGCAUUAAACUGUUUUCUUAUCUUG